GAGUGCUGUUAUUUGUAAAAGCUUUUGAUGGAUGAUUGCUCUGUGUGUGUGUGAGAUAGAGGGAGUGAGGGAGUCCCCCCCUUUCUUUUUUCUUUUUUUUCUAGUGGCUCACUGUUCAGUGCACAAUGACUCAAUGAAAAGUGGAGGGGAGAGGCAAGCACACUGUACGGCUGCGAGAGAGAGAGAGAGAGAGCAGAGAACACACAGGAGAGUAGAAGAAGAGAAGGCAAUUGGAGGAAGCUCUAAAGCUGGGGACAAGAAGAAGAAGAAGAAGAGGAGGAGGAGGAUAUACUUGUCUUCCCCCCCUCUGGUUCUCUCUCUGAAAGGCCACUCUGGGAUCAAGUGGCAGCCGUUCAGUCUCAGCUGAACUUCACCUGGCUGUGCCGCCGUCUGUCUCAGCCUCUUCAAGCUUUUCACUCUUUGCACUUGAGGCAUUUUUGUCCACUUUUUUCUUUUUUGUUUUUUUGUUUGUUAGUUUUUUUGUUUUUUAAAGGAAGGUAUCGCCGGUGGUGGUGGUCACUCACUCCAAGGUAGAGGAAGGGGGACGGGAUCUGUGCUGGUUUUUCUCUGCAGCGCCGCAGGGUAAGCAGGAUGCCUGCUGGGAGAAGAGGGGAUGGAGCCGGGUCAGGAGGCUGUGGGAUGGAGGCGGCGGCGGCGGCGGCGGCCGGGUCCCCGGGCCGGGCUCUUCUGUCUGGGCUGCGGAUGAUGCUGCUGUGGGGCGUCCUGCUGCUGCUGGCAGGUCGGGGAGGUGCGGAGGCGUGCCCUGCUGCCUGCAGCUGCCUGGGGAACACGGUGGACUGUCACGGCCUGGGGAUCCACUCCGUACCCAGGAACAUCCCCAGAGGCACCGAGAGGCUCGAUCUGAACGGAAACAACCUGACGGUCGUCACCAAGACGGACUUCUCCGGUCUCAAACACCUCAGAGUCCUUCACCUGAUGGAGAAUCAGAUCAGUAACGUUGAGAGGGGAGCGUUUGACGAGCUGAAGGAGCUGGAAAGACUUCGUCUGAACAAGAACCGCCUCAGCCAACUGCCGGAGCUGCUGUUCCAGAAGAACGAAGCUUUGUCUCGACUGGACCUGAGUGAAAACACCAUCCAGGCCGUCCCAAGGAGGGCGUUCAGAGGAGCCACGGACCUCAAAAACCUGCAGCUGGAUAAAAACCACAUCAGCUGUAUCGAGGAGGGGGCGUUCAGAGCUCUGCGCUCUCUGGAAGUGCUCACACUGAACAACAACAACAUCAGCAGUAUCCCAGUCUCCAGUUUCAACCACAUGCCGAAGCUCCGCACCUUUCGCCUCCACUCUAACUCUCUGCGUUGUGACUGUCACCUGGCCUGGCUGUCUCCAUGGUUGCGGCAGCGGCCGGCGUUGGGCCUCUACACCCAGUGCAGCUCUCCUCCCACGCUGAGGGGCCUCAACCUCGCCGAGCUGCGCAAGAGCGACUUCGCCUGCUCAGGUCACGGUGGCAGCGCCUUCGUUCAGCCGUGCAGCCUGGCGUCCGGCUCCUGUCCUCCGAUGUGUUCCUGCAGCAACAACAUCGUGGACUGUCGAGGGAGGGGCCUCACUGCCAUCCCCGCCCACCUCCCUGAGGCCAUGACUGAGAUUCGUCUGGAGCAGAACGGCAUCAAGUCGGUUCCUCCAGGCGCCUUCACCUCCUACAAGAAGCUUCGGCGAAUAGACCUGAGUAACAACCAGAUAUCUGAGAUUGCUCCAGAUGCUUUCCACGGCCUCCGAGCUCUCAACUCUCUGGUCCUGUAUGGUAAUAAGAUCACCGAGCUGCCCAGCGGAGUGUUUGAUGGCCUGGCCUCGCUGGAGCUGCUGCUGCUGAAUGCAAAUAAGAUCCACUGCAUCAGAGCCACAGUGUUCAAAGAUCUGGAGAACUUGGCUCUGCUGUCGCUGUACGACAACAAGAUCCAGAGUCUGGCCAAAGGCACCUUCAGCUCACUGCACAGCAUCCAGACACUCCACCUGGCCCAGAACCCCUUUGUGUGCGACUGCAAUGUGAAGUGGCUGGCCGACUUCCUGCGUUCGAACCCCAUAGAGACCAGUGGAGCUCGCUGCGCCAGCCCUCGCCGCCUCGCCAACAAACGCAUCGCGCAGAUCAAGAGCAACAAGUUCCGAUGCUCCGCCAAAGAGCAGUACCACAUCCCAGGCACCGAGGACAGACGUCAGAGCUACGAGUGUAACAGUAAGCCGGUGUGUCCCGCUAAAUGUCGCUGCGAGGCAAAUGUGGUCGACUGCUCCAACCUCCGCCUCACCAAGUUCCCUGAACACCUGCCGUCCUCCACUGAAGAGCUGCGUCUCAACAACAACGACCUCUCCGUGCUGGAGGCCACCGGGGCGUUCAAGGGCCUGUCGCAGCUCAAGAAAAUCAACUUGAGCAACAACAAGAUCUCGGAUAUCGAGGACGGAGCGUUUGAAGGCGCCUCCUCGGCGGUGGAGCUUCACCUGACGGCCAAUCACCUGGAGUCCGUCAGAGGGAGCAUGUUCAAAGGCAUGGAGGGACUGCGCAUGCUGAUGCUGAGGAACAACCGGAUCAGCUGCAUCCAUAACGGCAGCUUCACAGGUCUGACCAACGUCAGGCUGCUCUCCCUGUACGACAACCAGCUGAGCACCAUCCUGCCCGGAGCCUUCGACACCCUGCCCAACCUGUCCACACUGAACCUCCUGGCAAACCCGUUCAACUGCGACUGCCGUCUGUCUUGGUUUGGGGCUUGGCUUCGCAGCAGACGGAUUGUGACGGGAAACCCUCGCUGCCAGGGCCCCGCCUUCCUCCGAGAGAUCCCGCUGCAGGACGUCGCUGUGCCCGACUUCCGCUGCGAGGAUGGCUCUGUGCUGGAUGACAGCAGCUGUGCCCCCGGGCCUCAGUGUCCGAACCAGUGCACCUGUAUGGACACGGUGGUGCGCUGCAGCAACAAACACCUGCAGGCUCUGCCCAGGGGGCUGCCCCGCAACGUCACCGAGCUGUAUCUGGAUGGAAACCAGUUCACCAGUGUUCCCAAAGAGUUGGCCACCUUCAAAUACCUGCAGCUUGUAGAUCUGAGCAACAAUAAAAUCAGCUCCCUGUCCGACGACUCCUUCUCCAACAUGAGCCAGCUCACCACGCUCAUCCUCAGUUACAACUCACUCCGCUGUAUCCCUCCUCUGGCACUAGGCGGCCUGCGCUCUCUGAGACUGCUCUCUCUCCAUGGCAACGACAUCUCCGAGCUGCAGCAGGGCAUCUUCAGCGACGUGGCCUCGCUGUCUCACCUAGCGAUCGGAGCCAACCCUCUGUACUGUGACUGCCGCCUGCUCUGGCUGUCAGACUGGGUGAAGAGCGGCUACAAGGAGCCCGGUAUCGCCCGCUGUGCCGGCCCCCGUGGCAUGGAGGGCAAGCUGCUGCUCACCACGCCCGCCGACAAGUUUCAGUGUCUGGGUCCUGUAGAAGCAUCUGUUCAGGCCAAAUGUAGUCCAUGUAUGUCCUCCCCCUGCCAGAACCAGGGCGUCUGCCAAGUCCACCACACACAACCGUUCACCUGCACCUGCAAAGCUGGAUUCACGGGUAAACACUGUGAGACUCCAGUUGACGCUUGUGUAAGUAAUCCCUGCACCAACGGAGGAAGCUGCCUGAGCGACGAGCAGACCAGAGGAUUCAGCUGUGCGUGCGCCUUCGGUUUCCACGGCACUUUCUGCGAGGUGAAUGUGGAUGACUGUCAGGACCACGGAUGUGAGAACGGCGCCACCUGCGUGGACGGAGUUGGCAACUACACCUGCUUGUGUCCUCCAAAGUACACAGGUCUGUUUUGUGAGGAAGAGGAAGGUGUGUGUUCUCCAGGUAGAAACCCCUGUCAGCAUCAGUCUACCUGCAUCAGCUCUCCUACCGGCCCCAGGUGUGUGUGUAUCCCAGGCUGGGUGGGGCCAGAAUGCAGUAUAGAUUAUAACGAGUGUGUUGAUCAUCGCUGUCAGAACGGAGCUCAGUGUGUCGACCAUCUGGAUGGCUACAGCUGCGACUGUCCACAGGGAUACAGUGGAGAGUUCUGUGAUGCGGCCCUCGCUCCCCCGUCACCCUGCCAGCUGGCCGAGUGUCAGAACGGCGCCCCCUGCGUGGAGAAGACAGGGGCAGCGGUGUGUCAGUGUCUGCCAGGCUUCGAGGGUCAGAGCUGCGAGAAGCUGGUCGGCGUCAAUUUCGUCAACAGAGAUUCUUAUGUUCAGCUUCAAGACGUCAAGAACUGGCCUCAAGCCAACAUCACACUGCAGGUGUCGACAGCAGAGGACAACGGUAUCUUGCUCUAUAACGGAGACGACGAGCCAAUCGCUGUGGAGCUCCACCAGGGUCAUGUCAGGGUUACCUACGACCCUGGCAACCAGCCUGCCACUGCUAUCUACAGCACGGAGACGGUGAACGACGGGCGUUUCCACACAGUAGAGCUGGUGACCUUUAACCGGAUGGUGAACCUGUCUGUGGACGGAGGAGAGCCGAUGACUCUGGACAGUCAGGGGCGGAGCCAGCUGGCGGCAGGGGAGGCCCCUCUGUACGUGGGAGGUAUGCCGGAGGAGGUGAUGCCCGCCUCUCUGGGUCUCUCCUCUCAGACCCUCAACAUGUCCAGUUUCCACGGCUGCAUCAGGAAUCUGUACAUCAACCACGAGCUGCAGGACUUCACCCGCAGCCACAUGAAGCCCGGGGUGGUGCCGGGCUGUCAGGCCUGCCGCAAACUCUACUGCCUCCACGGCAUCUGCCAACCCAACGCCGCACAGGGCCCCCAGUGUCACUGUCAGACGGGCUGGACGGGCCAACACUGUGACCAGCCAAUAGCGGGAGGCCUCUCUGGAAUGGAUGUCGUCACCACGGCAACCGGUGUCUCUCCAUGUGAAGGCAGCAAGUGUGUGAACGGCGUGUGCGUGGUGCUGGAUGCGCAAACGUACCGCUGCGACUGCGAGGCGGGAUACCGCGGCGCGCUGUGUAACCUGCAGGGGGAGCCGGCGGGGUCCUGUCAGGGUCUGCAGUGUCUGCACGGCCAGUGUCAGGAGACGGAGGAAGGAGAGCGCUGCGUCUGCGAGCAGGGAUACACCGGAGAGAGCUGUGAUAUAGAGUCCCCGUGCAGAGGAGAUCCAGUGAGAGAUUACCACCGGCUGCAGCGCGGCACCGUCCUCUGCCAGACGUCCAAACCUUUCUCCUGGGUGGAGUGUCGGGGCCGGUGCCAGGAAGGAACCGAGCCCGGCAUCACCGCCACUGCCGCCGCCCCCUGCUGCUCUCCCCUGAGGGUCCGACGCCGGCGGCUCACCUUCGAAUGCGACGACGGGACCUCGUUUACGCAGGACGUGGAGAAGCCUGUGGAAUGUGGCUGCAAGGAGUGUGUGUAGUACUGUGGGUGUGAGGGUGCGCACAUACACACAUGCAGACCCACACGCAUCCAAACACAACACACACACCAAGCUAAAGAGGUACACACACUGUAGGGAUUCUAUCACUGAUGAACAGACAUUUUUCUGGUGUUUGUUUUGUGUGUUUUUGCGCACAGACGCAGUUUUGUAACAUAAGACAGUUCUUCCCUCCUGAGACAUGAAAUCAACGAGUCAACCUCAUCGUCAUCUUCCUCUUCUUCACCUGCCGCAGGGCAGCCUGCCGCACUAACUACCUAACUCCAGCUCAUUAUUAAUACUCGUGUGUUGAAAAGCCUCCGUAUGCCUUCUCGUAUGUGUUUCUGAUGUGUGGCUGCUCCCCGUUCCCUCGCGGCCAGCGGCGACUCGUCGUAGGAAACAAAGGUACUAAUCUGAGUCACUUAUGAAUUAAAAGGCUUCACAGUCAGACUUGACAUUAAGAAUCACUCGUAUGUAAAGAUCUCACCUGUCAGACUUCAUGUGCAGGUGUUUUCUGAACAGUCUCCUGCAGACACGGCUGCUGUCUCUCUAAUAGGCUUCUCAUGUUUGUGCCGCACCGAUGAGGGUGUAAGCACCAGUAGUUCAGGUGUCAGGUAUGCACAUUUAAACAAGUCUGAGGCGGAGCAUGUGUUGUGGACACAGAGUAACGUGCUGAUUGGAGGUUUUUCUAACGAACAGCUGUGACAGUCUGACGUCCAAACAUUGUGCUUACAACAAAAAGCAUUAUUUUUUUCUCCUCAAAGCAUCUGGGAGCUUUAGAUAAUAUCAGUGACAACCCAAGCUACAGAAAUAUGAACACAGGCUGUAACUAGGAGCACAAUUUUCUUUUUUUUUAAAUCUCUGAUCACAACAUCAGGAUCGUUUAUGAUCACAGCAGAAAUCUUCAAAUCGUAAAAUAAACCAAGGUCAAUGAGUUUAGGGCAGAAUUUAAAUUAAAACAUACAUGAUUUGAACCUCGGACGUCACCAGAACCGAUUGAAAGGACUCAGUAGCGUCAUUUUUGUUAAAUCGGUACAUUUUGUAUUUUGUUUGGUUGGCAAAUUAAAUAAAGGUUUCUGUCCUUUCUGCACCACGUGGGCAGGAAGAAUCAGAUUUAUCAUAAAUAACCUGUUAAGUUAAAAAGCCCGUCAGUGGCGGUUACAAGAAUGAUUAACUGUAGACGAGCUUGUCUUCCGCUUGAGUCCAUUAACGUCGGCGACAUUAAAAUAGUCAGAUGUAUUGAUACUAACGAUCAGCACCACCUACUGUUGGAGGAGCUUCGCCAAUGCUUCAUUUGGUUCUCAUAAAUAGAAACGGACGUUGGAAGGGAGCAGUCGUCUUGUUCCGCUUCCUCUGACACGACGCGAACACAGCCGAAAGGUCAAAGGUGACGGAGUUCACGGGGGACAGCAGAGGGGUCGAGGCACGUUCCCAUCGCCGCUCAGCAGACGC
Seriola aureovittata is the source of this 6786-nucleotide messenger RNA. Its product is annotated as slit homolog 1 protein-like. The record is from RefSeq and is a predicted model, not a curated record. Gene Ontology annotation, biological process: axon guidance; negative chemotaxis. Lineage: Eukaryota; Metazoa; Chordata; Actinopteri; Carangiformes; Carangidae. Gene Ontology annotation, molecular function: Roundabout binding; heparin binding; calcium ion binding. The coding region runs from base 592 to 5337 and encodes 1581 amino acids. The transcript has 38 exons.